Messenger RNA from Zonotrichia leucophrys gambelii, 1260 nucleotides. RefSeq names its product glutamic acid-rich protein-like. The annotation marks the transcript as partial. The transcript is spliced from 2 exons. The record is from RefSeq and is a predicted model, not a curated record. Lineage: Eukaryota; Metazoa; Chordata; Aves; Passeriformes; Passerellidae.
GAGGAGGAGGACGAGAACGAUGAGGAGGAUGAGGAGGAUGAGGAGGAUAAGGAGGAGGACGAGAAUCGGGAGGAGGAGGAGAAGGACAAGGACGGGGAGGAAAACGAAGAGGAGGAGGACGAGGACAAAGAGAAGGAUGAGAACGAGGAGGAGGAGGAAGAGGAGGAGGGCGUGGAGGAGGAGGACGAGGAGGAGGAUGAGGAGGACGAGGAGGAGGAGGCGGACAAGGCAGUGGAGGAGGAGGAGGACGAGGAGGACGAAGACGAGCACAAGGAGGAGAAUGAGGAGGUUGAGGAUGAGGAUGAUGAGGAGGAGGAUGAAGAGGAGCACGAGGAGGAGGACAAGGAGGAGGAGUAUGAUGAGGAGGAGGAAGAGGAGGAGGAGGAGCAGGACGAGGACGAGGCAGAGGAUGAGGAAAAGGAGGACAAGGAGGAGGAUGAGGAGGAGGACGACGAGGAGGACGAGGACGAAGAUGAAGACGAUAAUGAAGAGGACAAGAAAAAAAAGAAGCAUGAGGAGGAUGAGGAGGAGGAGGACGAAGAGGACGAAGAGGACGAGGACAAAGAGGACGAAGAGGAGAAGGAAGACGAGGAGGAGGAGGAUGAAGAGGAGGAGGAGGAAGAGGAAGACAAGGACGACGAGGAUGAGGAGGAAGAGGGGGAGGACAAGAAGGGGGAAAAGGAGGCAGAGGAGGGGGAGGACAGGAAGGAAGAGGACGAGGAGGAGAAAGAGGAGGAUGUGGAGGAUGAGGAGGAGGAUGUGGAGGAUGAGGAGGAGGACGAAGAGGACGAGGAGGAGGAGAAGAUGCAUGAGGAUGAGGAUGAAGAGGAGGAGCACUGGGAGGAGGAGGACGAGGAUGAGAACGAGGAGGUGGAGGAUAGGGAGGAGGAGGAUGAGGAGGAGGAGGGUGAGGGGGAAGACAAGGAGAACGAGGACGAGGAAGACGAGAAGGACGAGGAGGAGGACGAGGUGGAGGAUGAGGAAAAGGAGGACGAGCAGGAGGCAGAGGAGGAGGAGGAGGAUGUCAAGGACAACAAGGAGGACGAGGAUGAGGAGGACAAGGAGGACAAGGAGCAUGAGGAGGAGGAGGAGGACGAGGACAAAGAGGACGAAGAGGAAGAGGAAGACGAGGAGGAGGAGAGGAGGAGGAAGAGGAGGAGGAGGAGGAGGAGGAGGAGGAGGAAGAGGAGGAGGAGGAGGAGGAGGAGGAAAAGGAAGACUAGGACGACGAGAAUGAGGAGGAAGAGGGGACGAGGAUGA